AGUUGAGUUUGGAGCAAUGGAAUUUCAUCUGAAGAGAAGAUUGACGACUCGACUUUGUUGACGUACCACUAUUUUGAAAAACAAAAAAACGGAAGUGGUUGCCUUUUCGCGCAUGGGCAACGAGGCGGCAAAGACUUUGGCGCCGACCAAGAUGGCGGACUGAGCUGCUCUGGCUCUCCGGUUGAGUUUGGAGCAAUGGCGUGAAGAUUGAAGACGUGCUAGAAGAUGGACGACUACUGCUAUGCUAAGAUGGCGACGUCAUGUCAAAGAGAAAGUGAAAGAGAAUCAGCGCCACCAACUUCCAGCAAGUCACCAACGGAGAUAAAGAUAAAAACCGAAGAUGAAGACAUCCAGCAGCUGAUUAGUUAUCCAGAGCUACGUCCCACUGAGUCCUGGGCAGGGCGCUGGACUCUGAAGCAGGAGGAUGCACAGCCCCCCCGCAUCAAAAAGGAAGAGGAGGAACUCUGGAUCUCUCAGGAGGGAGAGUGUCUUCUAAGGCCGGAGGAAGCUAAACUCACCAAGUUUCCACUGACUGUUGUCUCGGUGAAGACUGAAGAUGAUGAAGACAACCAACAGCUGAGUAGUCAUCAAGAAGAACUUCCCUCUCAGCUGCAGUGGGUUGAUUCUAACCUGAAGCAAGAGGAUCCACAGUCACCCCAAAUUAAAGAGGAAGAAGAGCAUCUCUGGAUCACUCGAGAGGGAGGGUGUCUUCUAGGAACGCAGGAAGCUGAUUUCAAUAAGUUGCCACUGACUGUUGUCUCUGUGAAGAUUGAAGAUGAUGAAGAGAAACCACUAAUUGGUCAUCCAGAAGAACUUCCACCUCAGCUGCAGAUUGAGGGCCCCACUUUGAAGCAAGAGCACCCCUGGCCCCUCCACUUUAAAGAGAAAAAGAAGGAAUUCUGCAUAAUUCAGGAAGCUGGUCUCACCAAGUCACGACUGACUGUCUCUGGGAAGACUGAGGAUGAUGAAGAGAAACCACCUGGGACCUUUCGUUGGUUUUGUCCUGCAGACAACCAGCAGCUGAGUAGUCAUCAAGAGGAACUUCCCUCUCAGCUGCAGUGGGUUGAUUCUCGCCUAAAGCAAGAGGAUCCACAGCCACCCCAAAUUAAAGAGGAAGAAGAGCAACUCUGGAUCACUCGAGAGGGAGGGCGUCUUCUAGCUGAUCUGAGCACUGAGGAUGAUGAAGAGAAACCACAACCAGACAAAUUCUUAGCUCCACUAUCAGUUAGUGAGGCUGAAGACGACGAUGAAGAACCUUUGAGCAGCGAUACAGACUGUGAAGGUGAUAUGAGGACUCACACUGACAACAAACAGUCUAAAUGUGCUAAAGUGAAACACCUGAGCUGCUCGGUCGGUGGUAAAAACUCUACUCACAAAAAUGGUUUGACCCAACAGAUAAGAACACACACAGGAGAAAAGCCAUUUGAUUGUCCAGUUUGCGGUAAAAGCUUUUUUCAAAGGGGCUAUUUGACUGGACACAUGAGAACACACACACGAGAAAGAUCAUUUAAUUGUUCCGUCUGUGCUAAAAACUUUACUCAAAAAAAUAGUUUGACUGAACACAUGAGAACACACACAGGAGAAAAGCCCUUUAAUUGUUCAGCUUGCGCCAAAAACUUCACUCACAGGAGCAGUUGGACUCAACACAUGAGAACACAUACAGGAGAAAAAACAUUUAAUUGUUCAGCUUGUGAUAAAAACUUUUCUCACCAGUCCAGUCUGAUUCAACACAUGAGAACACACACAGGAGAAAAACCCUUUAACUGUUCAGAAUGUGGUAAAAACUUCACUCACAGGAGCAGUUUGAAUCAACACAUGAGAAGACACACAGGAGAAAAACCAUUUAAUUGUUCAGCUUGUGAUAAAAACUUUACUCUCAAGAUCGGUCUGAUUGAACACAUGAGAAUACACACAGGAGAAAAACCAUUUAAUUGUUCAGUUUGUAGCAAGAGCUUUUUUCGGAAGAGCCAUUUGACUGAACACAUGACAACGCACACGGGAGAAAAGUCAUUCGAUUGCUCAGUUUGCGGUAAAAACUUCACUCAAAAAAGCAGUUUGACUCAACACAUGAGAACACACACAGGUGAAAAACCAUUUAAUUGUUCACUUUGCGAUAAAAACUUCACUCACAGGAGCAGUUUGACUCAACACAUGAGAACGCACACGGGAGAACAACCAUUUAAUUGUUCAGCUUGUGCUAAAAGCUUUACUCACAGGAGCAGUUGGGCCGGGCACAUGAGAACACAUACAGGAGAAAAAAAAUUCAAAUGUUCAAUUUGUCUUAAAGACUUUGCUCUCAAGAGCAGUUUGACUGAACACAUGAGAACGCACACAGGAGAAAAACCAUUUAGUUGUUCACUUUGCGAUAAAAACUUUAGUCAAAAGAGCAAUAUGGCUCAACACAUGAAAACACACACAGGAGAAAAAACAUUUAAUUGUUUACUUUGUGGCAAAAGCUUUUCUCGAAAGGGUAAUUUGAUGACACACAUGACAACACACAAGAGAAAAGACAUUUAACUGUUUUGUUAAUUGUUCGGUUUGUGAUAAAAGCUUCACCAAAAAGAUCCACUUCACAAACCACACGCGAGAGAAAAAAGCAUUUAAUUGUUUGGCAUGUGGUAAAGGCUUUUCUUUAAAGAAUAUUUUGACUGUACAUAUGAGAAACCAUAUGGAAGAAAAAUAACUGCUUAGUUCGAGGUCAAACAUUUUCUCAUAAGGCUAUUCUGACUACAUUUGAGAACACACACUGGAGAAAAAAACAUUUAAUUGUUCAGUUUGGGGUCCUGUUUUAUAAAUUUUUUUUUACAAUACAGAAUUUGUUUCAACACAAACAAACACAAUGGCCAAAAAACGUUCAGUUUAGUCUGCAAGCCUUUGUGAAACACAUCAUGAAAUGUCACAUGAGAAUGCACACGGGAGAGAAACCUAUCCCUGCUCAUUUUGUGGGAGGAGCUUUACUCAGAAGUCAAACAAACAUAGCAACACAUAAAAACGCACACACGAAAAAAACAAUCACUUAUAGGUAUAAAUAUGUGUUUAGGUGGAGACAGUAAAGGCAUGUAUCAUAUCAGUCUUCUACCCCACAAAAUCAACGCUCUGAGUGGUUGGAAACAAGACUUUUUGAGAGCGGGUCCCAGGGUAGGAAAGUCUGAUAAUUCCACUUUGUCUAUUCCGUGCAGAGAAGCUGUAAUGAUGCCUCCUUUCCGCCCUGUUGCCACACUGUCACGGUCACUUGAGUAGAGCUGCGGGCACUGAAUAUUUUAGAUAUCAAGUAUUCUAUGGAAUAUGACAAUCAAAUUUUCGAAUUAAUUCUAUUUUAGCUUUAUUAAGGUUUAAUUAAACGUGUUAAGAUGUGCCCUCAAUUAUUGUGUUUGGCCUUGUUGUCUUUUUUUCCCUAAACGCCAGUUUUGGAUUUUUAUUAUUGAAGGCUGACACACACAGCUGAAAUGCGUCCGUGGUUGAUUGUGCCAAUGUUUUAAUUAUACAUGUUAAGAUGUGCCCUCAAAUCACGUGUUUGCCUUAUUUUCUUUUUUUUUUACCUAAACCCCUGUUUUGGAAUUUCAUUAUUGAAGGCUGACACACACAGCUGCAAUGCGCCUGUGUUUAAUUGUGCCAAUGGUUUAAUUGUACGCAUUAAGAUGUGCCCUCAAUUAUUGUGUUUGGCUUUUUUGUCUUUUUUUCCCUAAACGCCAGUUUUGGAUUUUUAUUAUUGAAGGCUGACACACACAGCUGAAAUGCGGCCUUGGUUGAUUGUGCCAAUGUUUUAUUAUACGCAUUAAGAUGUGCCCUCAAUUAUUGUGUUUGGCCUUGUUGUUUUUUUUUCCCUAAACGCCAGUUUUGGAUUUUUAUUAUUGAAGUCUGACACACACAGCUGAAAUGCGUCCGUGGUUGAUUGUGCCAAUGUUUUAAUCAUACAUGUUAUGAUGUGCCCUCAAAUGUUGCCAAAUAUUGUGUUUGCCUUAUUUUCUUUUUUUUAACCUAAACAACUAUUUUGGAAUUUCAUUAUUGAAGGCUGACACACACAGCUGAAAUGCGUCUGUGGUUGAUUGUGCCAAUGGUUUAAUUGUACGCAUUAAGAUGUGCCCUCAAUUAUUGUGUUUGGCCUUGUUGUCUUUUUUUCCGUAAACGCCAGUUUUGGAUUUUUAUUAUUGAAGGCUGACACACAACUGAAAUGCGUCCGUGGUUGAUUGUGCCAAUGUUUUAAUUAUACAUUUUAAGAUGUGCCCUAAAAUCAUGUGUUUGCCUUUUUUCUUUUUUUUUUUACCUAAACCCCUGUUUUGGAAUUUCAUUAUUGAAGGCUGACACACACAGCUGAAAUGCGUCUGUGUUUGAUUGUGCCAAUGGUUUAAUUAUACGCGUUAAGAUGUGCCCUCAAUUAUUGUGUUUGGCCUUGUUGUCUUUUUUUCCCUAAACGCCAGUUUUGGAUUUUUAUUAUUGAAGGCUGACACACACAGCUGAAAUGCGCCUGUGUUUAAUUGUGCCAAUGGUUUAAUUGUACGCAUUAAGAUGUGCCCUCAAUUAUUGUGUUUGGCCUUGUUGUCUUUUUUUUCCUUAAACGCCAGUUUUGGAUUUUUAUUAUUGAAGUCUGACACACACAGCUGAAAUGCGUCCGUGGUUGAUUGUGCCAAUGUUUUAAUUAUACAUGUUAAGAUGUGCCCUCAAUUAUUGUGUUUGGCCUUAUUGUCUUUUUUUUCCCUAAACGCCAGUUUUGGAUUUUUAUUAUUGAAGUCUGACACACACAGCUGAAAUGCGUCCGCGGUUGAUUGUGCCAAUGUUUUAAUCAUACAUGUUAUGAUGUGCCCUCAAAUAUUGUGUUUGCCUUAUUUUCUCUUUUUUUUACCUAAACCCCUGUUUUGGAUUUUCAUUAUUGAAGGCUGACACGCACAGCUGAAAUGCGUCCAUGGUUGAUUGUGCCAAUGGUAUAUUUACAUGCGCUAAGAUUAGCCCUCAAUUAUUGUGUUUGGCCUUUUCUUUUUUUCCCUAAACCCCUGUUUUGGAUUUUUAUUAUUGAAGGCUGACACGCACAGCUGAAAUGUGUCCGUGGUCGAUUGUGCCAAUUUGUGUGUGCUAAUAAAAACAGGUGUGCUCACAAGCCCUCUGUGCCGUGUGGCGUGACCGCAUGAACCAA
Molecule: messenger RNA, 5128 nt
Organism: Nerophis ophidion (straightnose pipefish)
Lineage: Eukaryota; Metazoa; Chordata; Actinopteri; Syngnathiformes; Syngnathidae
Product: zinc finger protein 436-like
Exons: 3
Coding region: 226-2517 (763 amino acids)
Biological process (GO): regulation of transcription by RNA polymerase II
Molecular function (GO): RNA polymerase II cis-regulatory region sequence-specific DNA binding; DNA-binding transcription factor activity, RNA polymerase II-specific
Source: RefSeq, a predicted model, not a curated record